AUGCCAAUUCUAGUUGUAACAACUCCAGUUGUCGAUGAAUGCAUUCCUCCAUUCAUCGUACUUCUUCGUAUUGGAGCAGAUGAAAUCGGAGGAUUGUUGUUGGGUUCUCUGGGAAGACUUGAACUUCUUUUAGCCAUUGCAGUUGAAUAUGCAGGUGGACUUGAUGAUACAACUGAAGAUUUACAACACUACGAAUAUGACUACUUCACGAAUAAGCAAAAUAAGAGAAGCUCUGGAGAUAAUGGCAUCACAGCUGACGUAUUUGUUAUAACUGAAGUUGUUGUGGUUGUUGCAGAUUGUGGUCGACGAACUGAUGUGGAGGAAACGCCCAUUACUGGUGUCUUUUUCACUGGAGAACUCAUUUAUACAAAUUUGAAAAACAGAAUCAAGAGAACUUACGGAUUCGAACUGGAAGAAGACAGGUUUCCAAUUGACAUGCGUGGAGCCGGAGCAGUAGAAAUUGGUGGUGGAGCUCUCGGAAGACGACUUUUCUCAGUUGGAAAUGUACUCGAAUUCGGAAUUCGGGCAGCUGGAGGAGCUGUUGGUGGACGUGGAGUUGUCACUGAUUUAGCUCCACGAUUAGCCAUUACCAAGGAUCCGACGUCUGGGAAUCAAUCGAGUUACUUACCCCAGGUUUAUCAAUUGACAUUUUAG
Molecule: messenger RNA, 654 nt
Organism: Caenorhabditis remanei
Lineage: Eukaryota; Metazoa; Nematoda; Chromadorea; Rhabditida; Rhabditidae
Exons: 4
Coding region: 1-654 (217 amino acids)
Source: RefSeq, a predicted model, not a curated record